Entrophospora sp. SA101 is the source of this 1197-nucleotide messenger RNA. The record is from the annotation of a GenBank genome assembly. NCBI's taxonomy places the organism in Eukaryota, Fungi, Glomeromycota, Glomeromycetes, Entrophosporales, Entrophosporaceae.
AUGGCAACUUCUUUACGCUUUGUUCGAAACCUUUCUACGCGUGCUUUUAAACCUAAUAAUUUUAAAAAACUAUCAAUUGCUAAUACUAAUGCUAGUAAUGCUAGUAACAGUAACGGCAUUUUUAUAGCAAAUAAUAAUGGUAUGUUAUUUCCAAAUACUACAACCACUACUACUAAUUCAAUCUUUAUUCGUAACCAAUAUGCAAUUAUCGCACGUAAAAGUUCAACGACGACAAAUAAUGAGAGUAAUAAAGCUGGUGGCAGCGGUGGUAGCAGUGGUGGUAAUUCUGCAUUAUGGUUAGGUGCAGGCUUAGUAGCUGUAGGCGUAGGAUAUUUUGCAUAUAAUUCUGAGACUAUACUUGCCUCAUUACAAAAUCUCAAUCCUGCUACACCAUCACCAAAAACUGCAACAACACCAGAUUAUCAAAAAAUUUAUUAUGAAAUUGCCGAUAUACUUGAGGAUGAUAAUCAUGACGAUGGUAAUUUUGGUCCGCUAUUUAUACGUUUGGCAUGGCAUGCAGCUGGUACAUAUGACAAGGAAACUAACACUGGUGGUAGUAAUGGAGCAACCAUGAGAUUUAGCCCUGAAUCGCAUCAUGGCGCUAAUCUUGGUUUGCAACUUGCAAGAGAUAAAUUGGAAGAAGUUAAAAAAAAGAAUCCUGAAAUUUCUUAUUCUGAUUUAUGGAGUUUAGCUGCUGUUGUUGCAAUUCAAGAAAUGGGUGGUCCUAUAGUUCCAUGGAUACCUGGCCGACUUCCAGAUGCAACCAAAGAUACCGACCAUCUUCGUGAUAUUUUUUAUCGUAUGGGAUUUGAUGAUCGUGAAAUUGUAGCAUUAUCAGGAGCACAUGCAUUAGGUCGUUGCCAUCCUGACAGAAGUGGAUUUGAUGGGCCAUGGACUUUUUCACCUACAACAGUGACAAAUGGUUUUUACAAAGAACUUUUAGAAAAAAAAUGGGUUGAAAAAAAAUGGAAAGGUCCAAAACAAUAUAUUGAUAAAGAAACUGGUAACCUUAUGAUGCUUCCUACUGACAUAGCUUUGACCAAAGAUAAAAAAAUGAGGCCUUGGGUAGAGAAAUACGCAAAAGAUGAAGAGUUAUGGUUUAAAGAUUUUAGUGAAGUGUUUCAUAAAUUAGAAGAACUUGGAAUACCAAGAACUGGUCAAGAAACAAUUUAUCGAUUUAAACGAACUGGUGAAUAA